Messenger RNA from Camellia sinensis, 2853 nucleotides. Its product is annotated as BED zinc finger and hAT dimerization domain-containing protein. The record is from RefSeq and is a predicted model, not a curated record. Gene Ontology annotation, molecular function: protein dimerization activity; DNA binding. Lineage: Eukaryota; Viridiplantae; Streptophyta; Magnoliopsida; Ericales; Theaceae.
AUUUAUAUAGUCGUUUAAGCCGUCGACCUGGCGUCACUCGCCAGUUUUUGGAUCUCUAGAGAGAGAAUGAAGACCGAUCUAUAGGCGUCGCGGCUCUCUCUCUCUCUCUGCAACUCAAAAGCUGAUCUCAACCCAGUUUCUCUCUCAUCGCUCGGCUCAGAUCCAGCUUCCCUCCUUCCCCCAUCUCUCUCUCUCUGCAACUUUCUCUCUCUCUCUCUGCAACUCUCUCUCUCUCUCUCCCUCUCUCUAUCUAUAUAUAUAUAUAUGUAUAUGUAGGUAUGAGUUUUGUUUACAGGGGGGGUUUACAGAUUUGGAAGAGACGGAGGAGCUCGAAUUUUGUUAUGGUUGUGUUUUCUUUGUGAAGAGUUGAAUGAACAACAUUAUCUUCUUUUGGUGCCACUCUUCUGCUCACAUUUCUCAUGAAUUUUGCGGAACAGUCAGUGGAAAAGCUGGGAAUCUUAUGGAGUGGAGUGUUAACAAUGCAUUUAAAACCUUGAAAGAUAUGGAAUCUAAAUCUGUGAUGGAUAUGGCUCUCAUUCCAAGCAUUGACCCAGUAGAUAUUGGAUUGGGUUCUUCAGAAAAGGGCAAUGUUGUUUCCACUGCAAAACCAAGAAAGAAGACGAUGACAUCAGUUUAUCUCAAAUUUUUUGAAACAGCUCCUGAUGGGAAAAGUCGAAGGUGCAAGUUUUGUGGGCAGAGCUAUUCUAUUGCAACUGCCACUGGCAAUUUGGGAAGGCACCUCAGUAAUCGCCACGCAGGAUACGAUAAGACAGGGGACGCUGUCACCAGUCCACCCCCACAACCCAUAACUGUAGCCAAGAAACCUCCUCCUCAAGCUAAAACACCUCAUGUGGAUCUCGACCAUUUGAACUGGUUGCUCAUCAAGUGGCUCAUUUUGUCAUCACUUCCUCCUUCUGCCUUGGAGGAAAAGUGGUUAGCAAACUCCUUCAAAUUCCUCAAUCCAUCAAUUCAACUCUGGCCAGGCGAGAAGUUCCAAGCAGUGCUUUGUGAAGUUUUCAGGAGCAUGCGAGAAGAUGUAAGGGCAAUAUUGGAGCAAGUUUCUUCUAAGGUCUCAAUCACGCUUGAUUUCUGGACUUCCUAUGAACAAAUCUUUUAUAUGAGUGUCACUUGCCAAUGGAUUGACGAAAACUGGUCCUUCCAAAAGAUUCUUCUCAAUAUUUGUCAUAUACCUUCCCCUUGUGGUGGCGUUGAGAUCUAUCACAAUCUAGUGAAAGCCCUCAAGAUGUACAAUAUUGACAACAGAGUCCUCUCCUGCACUCAUGAUAACAGUCCAGAUGCAGUGAAUGCAUGCCACACGCUGAAAGAGGAUAUUGAUAACCAGAAAGUGGGGCCCUUCUGCUAUGUCCCCUGUGCUGCUCGUACUUUGAACUCAAUCAUAAAUGACGGGUUAAGAACUACGAAACCAGUGAUCUCUAAGAUCAGGGAGUUUGUAUUAGAGAUGAAUUCAUCCAAGGAAAUCGCUGGGGAAUUUGUACAAUAUGCAACAGCUUUUCAUGAAGGAAGUUGGAAAUUCCCGCUGGAUGUGUCCGCUCGAUGGAGCGGCAAUUACCAGAUGCUAGAUAUCGUGCGGAAGGCUGGUAAAUCCAUGGAAACUGUAAUCAGGAAAUACGAGGAGACACUAGGUACUAGGAUGCUACUAAAUUCUGCAGAGAAGAAUGCCGUCAAUAUCAUGCACACGUUUCUAGAACCCUUUCACAAAACCACAAAUGACAUAUGUACAAACAAAGUUCCCACAAUCGGUCUCGUUGUCUUCUUCAUGGAUCACAUUUCUGAGAUGAUUGCCGCCUGCAGAGACUGCCGUCACAACCCAGACUGGCUCAAGAACGCUGCUGAAGACAUGGCAACAAUAGCCCGGAAAUACAAUGAGCAGGUUUGUAACAUCUUCACAUACAUGACUGCAAUCCUUGAUCCGAGGAUAAAAGUUGAGUUGAUUCCUGAAAGUCUCAACUCGGAGAACUAUCUACAAGAAGCUAGAACCCAUUUCAUGAGAAACUACUCCACUAAUCAUUUUCCAUCUAUAACUGGUGGGUAUGGCGCUCAAGAAAUGGAAGAUGGAGGAAGUGUUUCGUUUGCUGAGGAAAUUGCUAGGAAGAAACGAAGGGCAAUGAUGAGCCGGGAAAUCACAACUGAUGAGCUGACACAAUACCUGUCAGACCCUCCGGCUCCAAUACCGACUGAUGUUUUGGAGUGGUGGAAGGUAAAUAGUUCGCGGUAUCCACGGCUAUCUGUUAUGGCUCGUGAUUUUUUGGCUGUGCAGGCAACUUCAGUGGCACCAGAAGAGCUGUUUUGCAGCAAAGGCGAUGAGGUUGAUAAGCAACGGUUCGGUAUGUCACAUGACAGCACACAAGCCCUCUGUAUAAAAUCAUGGACUCAAGGUGGGAUCAAGGUGAAAUAUAAGUCAACCGAGAUAGAUUAUGAGAUGCUGAUGGAAUUGGCGGCUAAUGCAGCAGCGGAUAAUAGUGCUGACAAGAAACAAAAAUGAUGAGGCAGAAACUUUUGACUGAUAAGUAUAAGCAAAAGGGAUAUAUCAGGUGAAGAUCAUGUAUUGAUGUACAUAUCAGACGGGAGAGAAUGCCAACCAGAGAAGGGGUGAUGAACUUAUUGUCAUAGGAUGCGGCACUCGAAUCAUCAGAGAUCCCUUAGUAUGAGAAAUGUUCCAAAUUACUUACAAUAUUUGGUUUUGAACAAUGGCAGCUGUACAUGAUCUUGUUUUGAGUGAAUUUUUCUCACCCCAUAAGAAAACAGGAAGGGGAUCAAGUUUGUUUCUUUCAACCAAUUUUCUUUGCCUUUAUUUCCAUUAUAUUAAUUAAAUAAAACACCAAAACAUUCACA